This is a messenger RNA of Miscanthus lutarioriparius, 1917 nucleotides long. Lineage: Eukaryota; Viridiplantae; Streptophyta; Magnoliopsida; Poales; Poaceae. The record is from the annotation of a GenBank genome assembly.
AUGGCGGCGGUGGCGGCGGCGGUGGCGGUGGCGGCUGAGUGGGAGGAGGAGCGUUCCGUGACGAUGGAGGAGGAUGACGGAGACAUCGAGGACGUCCCGCCGCCGCCGCUACUAGGCAGGAAUGGCGACAGCGAGGACGAGGCGGAGGCGGGCUUCGUUGAACUCCCAGCGGUGGCCGCGGAGCUUCCGCUGCCUCUUCUGUCGGACAAGCCACAGGGGAAGCAAGAUUCAUCCAAGAACCUGCUGGCAGAAGCAGAGCCCUUCGGUUCAGUGCUAAGUGAUGGGAAACUCUCAGAUAGUUUGCAACAAGCUGCAACAGCCCCAACCACUCCGGGGUGUAAUCUGACGCAAACCGUGUUCAAUGGGGUCAACGUGCUUGCUGGUAUUGGCAUUUUCUCUGCUCCUUACACGAUCCGUGAGGCCGGAUGGGCCAGCCUUGUGGUUCUGGCUUUUUUCGCUGUGGUUUGCUGCUACACUGGAGUUCUACUGAAGUAUUGCUUUGAGAGCAAAGAUGGUGUGAAAACCUUCCCAGACAUUGGGGAGGCUGCCUUUGGAAGGAUUGGUCGGCUUCUCAUUUCUAUAGUUCUGUAUACCGAGCUCUAUUCCUUUUGUGUGGAGUUCAUUAUUUUGGAAGGUGAUAAUCUGGCGUCAAUUUUCACAAGCACCACUUUCGAUUGGAAUGGGAUUCAUGCCGAUGGGAGGCACUUCUUUGGAGUUUUAUUUGUUUUUGUUGUCUUGCCCAGCGUGUGGUUGCGAGAUCUUCGAGUAAUAUCUUACCUUUCAGCGGGUGGUGUGUUUGCAACUCUUCUGGUUUUCCUAUCUGUUGGUUUGGUUGGUGCUAUUGGCAACGUAGGGUUCCAUAUGGCAGGAAAAGUAGUGAAGUGGGAUGGUAUACCAUUUGCAAUUGGGAUAUAUGGUUUUUGCUACGCUGGACACUCAGUAUUUCCAAAUAUCUAUCAGUCAAUGUCCGAUCGCACAAAAUUCAACAGGGCACUCUACAUAUGUUUUGCAAUAUGCACGGCAAUUUAUGGUGCUAUAGCUGUUAUCGGCUACCUCAUGUUUGGAGAUAAGACUCUGUCACAAAUAACUUUGAAUCUUCCAAAAGAUUCAUUUGCGUCAAAAGUUGCACUGUGGACCACGGUGAUCAUUCCUUUCACAAAAUAUUCUUUGGUGAUAAACCCAUUGGCUCGGAGUAUAGAAGAGUUGCGCCCAGCAGGGUUUCUGACAGAUAGAGUCUUCUCUGUUACGCUGCGGACUACCCUUGUUGCAUCAAGCGUAUGCAUUGCCUUUCUCCUGCCAUUCUUUGGUCUUGUGAUGGCUCUCAUUGGAUCUCUUCUUAGUAUACUCGUGGCGCUCAUAAUGCCCGCCCUGUGCUUCCUGAAGAUCGCUCGGAAUAAAGCGACACGCUUGCAGGCAGCUGAAGUUGCUGGUUGCCGUCGUGCUUUGGAAAGGAUUACUGAAGCAUCUGAGAUGUACACGGGAGUAGACGAGGAGAAGAAGUCGUUUACUCUUCUACGUUGUUGGAACAGGUUGAAGGAUGAAGACAAGUGGAAGACAAAAAGGAUUGAACUGGCUGAGCAGCAGAAACAAGCCACUAAGAAAAAACAGAAGACUACCAAGGACUCCACGCCGAACAAUGUGCAAGCUAACAUCAAUGACGAAGUGCAAGAGAUUGCAGCGCCAAGUUCUGAAGAUCGAAAGAGGCCAAUGGGUCAGAAGAGGGCAAAAGAAGCUUUUAGGCGAGGAGGCGCUGACGCUUGCAUUGAAGCUUUGGACAAGAUGUGGGAGAAGAAGGAGGCUUUUGACAGGGAAAGAGAUAAGGAGAAAAAGGAGAGGUACAUGGCCUCAAUUGAGGUAGAGAAGGCUUCACUUGAGCUUGAGAAGAAGCGAUUGUCAAAUGAAGAGAAAAAAAAUUGA